AACCGAAUUGAUUUUUAUUUGAUCUUACAAAACCAACGUUUUUGGACCAUCCGAUUUAGACCGUCAUCAAACCGAAAGUAAGUAGAAGUCGAACAAUCAAUCAUGAAGUUCUUCAUUGCUUUUUAUCUUUUGACCUUGUCGUUAGCCGCAAUACUAGGAAUCGACUACGGUCAGCAGUUUACAAAAGCAGUAAUGUUGGCCCCAGGUGUCCAAUUUGAGAUCCUUUUGACAGAAGAAGCAAGAAGAAAAGAUCUUUCAAGCAUUAGCAUUCGUCCCGAGAAGAAUGGUGAAAUCGAAAGGGUGUAUGGGUCUGCCGCUCAAUCUUUAUGCACUAGAUUCCCCCAUCAUUGUAUUGGAGGAAUCAAGUCAUUAUUGGGUAAAUCAUUCCAAGAUAGGGACUUGAGCGACUAUUUAUCAACUCAUUUUGGAUUAAAAGCCAUUGAAGAUGAAGAUAGAACAAAUGCCAUUAAGUUUGAUCUCGGUUUCGCUAAUCAGUCGUUUGCGUUCUCGGUUGAGGAAGUGUUAGCUAUGACUUUGAAAGAACUCAAAAAUAGAGCCCUCAAGAAUUUGGACGAAAACCCAGUUGCAAAAGCCAUUGUGGACGACGUUGCUAUCUCAGUUCCUCCAUAUAUUACCCAGGAACAAAGACAAGCUUAUAUUGAUGCUUUAGAAAUCGCUGGUUAUAAGAACAUCUUGGGAUUAGUGGACGAAGGAACUGCUGUGGCAAUCAACUAUGCUUCCAAUCAAAAAUACGAACAGAAGGAUUAUGACAACAAGAAAAAGUUCCACAUGAUCUAUGACAUGGGUGCUGGUUCCACCAAGGCAACCCUUUUUUCUAUUACUCCAUUUUCUAACUUGACUACCAAGUUAGAAUUAGAAAACAUAGGGUUUGAUGUUGCUUUUGGUGGUCAAGCUUUAACUCAAAGUAUUUAUAAUAUCUUAAUUGAAAAGUUGACUUCUUCCUUUGGUCUCGAUGAGGACUUUGAGUUACCUCCAAGAGCGGCUGCUCGUUUAUUAGAGGGUGCAGAGAAGGCAAAGAUUAUUUUAUCUGCAAACAGUGAUUAUCACUUGAGUCUUGAAUCCAUCCUUGACGAAAAGGACUUCAAAGCAGUCAUUACUAGAGAAGAGUUUGAAGAAAUCAACAUAGACAACAUGGUUAGAAUCACAAAGCCUAUAAUGGAUGCUUUGCAUGGAACUGGCGUUUCAAUUAAUGAAUUGCAAUCUGUUAUUUUAACUGGUGGAUCUUCGAGAAUUCCAUUUGUUCAAAAGCACUUGGCAACCUUGUUAGGCGAGCAAAGAAUUGCAAAGACAGUAAACGCCGAUGAAAGUUGUGCUUUGGGUACUACUAUUAAAGCCUUCCGAGAAAAGACUCUGUUCAGCUUCAACAAAGACUUUGUUGUUGAAGACAAGACCUAUCACAAUUAUGAAGUCAGUGUUAAUGGAGAGGAGUUCAGUGUUUUUGAAAAGGGAACCCCUGCAGACUCUACAAAGAGAAUUAAUCUUGGUGAACUCAUAGAUGAUCUUUCAAUCGAACUAUUCGAGGAUGGAAGGUACUUCAAGGGAUACACGGUGGAAAAUGUCUUGGACAAAACUUCUUCCCUUACAUGUAAUGAUGACAAGGCUUACAAAAAGCAGAUAUUUGCAACCUUUACCUUGGAUUCAAACAAAAUUUUUAGCUUCACGAAGUUGGAAGUUGAAUGUAUUAAAGAAGGCAAGGACGGAUUCUUUAAGAAGUUCUUGAACAAAGAGGAACCUGUUGAUUUCGAAGAGGAAGCUCCUGAAGCCGAAGAAAACGAAUCCACCAAUUCCACUGCUUCUGUAAAUGCCACUGAUUCAUCUUCAAGGAAAUCCAGAAAGGUUUUGAGACCCGUUUCUAUAAGUAUUCCAAGGCCCCAAUACCCUUCUUUGAAGCCAAUGUCCAGACCUUUAAAACAAAGAGUCACUUCUAAGUUCAAGUACUUGGAUUCACGAGAUGAGUACAAGAUUGCCUUAGAUAACACCAAGAAUAGAUUGGAGGCAGCAUGUUAUCAAUUACGUAACCUCAUAGAUGAGCACGAAGAAAGAAUCAGUGAUGAGUUGUCGGUUGACAACUUCAGAGAGCUCGUUAGUGAGACUAUUGAAUGGCUCGAAUUCGACAGUGACGAUUCUCCGCUUUCUGAGUUUGAGGACAAGAUCAGACAAAUUCAGAUAAGACAUGAUGAAAUUCACGCCAUUACGAAGAUGUCCACUACCGAUCUCUCUUUGGAAGGGAUGACCAAACUCUAUGAAGAAGGGUCAUCGAUCAUGAUGAAGAUCCAGAGCAAGAUGUUGGAAUUUGGCAGCUCCAUUAGCGAGAUCAGACAAAAAUACGAUAAAGAAGGAUUGGAUUUUGACAAGGAAAAUGACCGUAUUAAGCUCCAAUUAUUGAGCAAAGGUGAAGAUAAGAUGAUGAGAUUGGACAGAUCUUUGGGAAAAUAUAAAGAUUUGCUAACUCAAUUAGGAGAAACUGUUCAACUAAAUGAGAAGUACUUCAACAAGAUUGCAAAGAGAGAGCUUUUUGAUACAUAUGAAGCCAUGACUGAAUCCAUUGUCCAAAUGCUUGCUGAUUUGGUUAUGCUUGAUGAAUCACAUCAAGAGAGAAUGCAAUUGUUCAACACCAAAUUUGAAAAGUUGGUGGAAAGAAAGAAGCAAAAGGAAUUUAGAGAAAAGUUGAAACAGGAGAAGGCCAAUGCUGACGGCGAGAAACAAGGUGAGGUUCCUAUUCAGGAAGAUGAAGAUGUUGAACAUGAACAGACUGAACAGACUGAACAGACUGAACAGGAAACCCAACAACAGGAUAAUAAUGCCGAGAAUAGCUUUGAGCCUGUAGAUGAAGAAAUUGUACACGACGAGUUGUAAUAUCACCUCAAAUCACUUUUUAUAGAUAAUUAUCAUUUACAUAAGAGAACGAUUAACAUCUCAAGAUUAUAUUUUUUGCAGUAAAGAAA
Yamadazyma tenuis ATCC 10573 is the source of this 2966-nucleotide messenger RNA. RefSeq names its product Hsp70 family chaperone (gene LHS1). Lineage: Eukaryota; Fungi; Ascomycota; Pichiomycetes; Serinales; Debaryomycetaceae. The record is from RefSeq and is a predicted model, not a curated record. Gene Ontology annotation, cellular component: endoplasmic reticulum chaperone complex. Gene Ontology annotation, molecular function: ATP-dependent protein folding chaperone; ATP binding. Gene Ontology annotation, biological process: endoplasmic reticulum unfolded protein response.